GGGUAAAGAGGAGUGAGGAACGGGUGUCGUCUUCUUCCACCGGAGAUGGAGAAAUAAGCCGACGAAGUUUUUUUUUUUUUAAGUGGAACAAAAAAAAAAAAAAAACAGUAAUCGUCGGACAACCGAAGCGAAAUCCCUAAUUUCCCAACACGAAACACCAAUUUCCCCAUUUCGAAACACAAACACGGUCUGUGAUUACCUGAGCUUCCUGGUUAAAAGAGUAUGGUUAUUGGAUGAUCAGAUAUCGUUUGCAAGAGCCUCAAUCAAUGUCAGACGCUAGAGAUAAUGAUGACCGUGUGGAUUUCGAGGAGGGUAGCUACAGUGAGAUGGAGGAUGAAGUGGAGGAGGAACAAGUAGAAGAGUAUGAAGAGGAGGAAGAAGAAGACGAGGAUGAUGAUAACGCUGGCAAUCAGAAUGUCGAAGAACAUGAGGAGGAGGAUUAUGGUGAUACAAAAGGAGGGGAUAGGGAAGAUGACCAGGAGGAAAUAGCUGAAGAUGAUGACAACCAUAUUGAUAUCGAGACAGCUGAUGAUGAUGAUGAUGAGAAACCAGCUUCUCCUAUUGAUGAUGAAGUAAAGGAAAAGUAUUCCCAACUUCUUUCACUUCCUCCUCAUGGUUCUGAAGUUUUUAUUGGCGGGCUCCCAAGGGAUGUUGGAGAAGAGGACCUGAGGGACCUUUGUGAAGAAAUGGGCGAGAUCUUUGAGGUGAGACUGAUGAAAGAUAGGGAUUCUGUGAUUACCUGA
This is a messenger RNA of Camelina sativa (false flax), 743 nucleotides long. Lineage: Eukaryota; Viridiplantae; Streptophyta; Magnoliopsida; Brassicales; Brassicaceae. The record is from RefSeq and is a predicted model, not a curated record.